Rotaria socialis is the source of this 1251-nucleotide messenger RNA. Lineage: Eukaryota; Metazoa; Rotifera; Eurotatoria; Philodinida; Philodinidae. The record is from the annotation of a GenBank genome assembly.
AUGCAGUGGAGUGUUACUUCUGUGAUUGUAUUUCUGCUUAUUGAUGGGCAUAAUUCUCUAGAAAAUGGUCUCCUAAGAAAACCCCCUAUGGGUUGGUUAACAUGGCAAAGGUUUCGUUGUGUAACUGAUUGUCGACAAUUUCCGGAUACAUGUAUUAGUGAAAAAUUAAUUCGAACUCAAGCGAAGUUAUUAGUUGAUGGUGGAUAUUUAGCUGCUGGAUAUGAAUAUAUUAUUAUUGAUGAUUGUUGGCUGAAUAAUACACGAGCAGCUGAUGGUUCAUUACAACCCGAUGACGAUCGAUUUCCAAGUGGAAUUCGUUCAUUAGCUGAUUAUGUGCAUUCAUUAGGAUUAAAAUUUGGUAUCUAUGAAGAUUAUGGUACACAAACAUGUGCUGGUUAUCCAGGUGUUUUAGGACAUUUAGAACAAGAUGCUCAAACAUUUGCUUCAUGGAAAGUUGAUUAUCUGAAAUUAGAUGGCUGUAAUGCUGAUAUCAAAGAUUUCGACACUGGUUAUCCAUCGAUGGGACAUGCAUUAAAUGCAACGGGUUAUCCAAUAGCGUAUUCAUGUUCGUGGCCAGCUUAUCAAGAAUUUUCGAAAAUGAAACCAAAUUAUGCGGCUAUAUCUCAAGCAUGUAAUCUAUGGAGAAAUUGGGGCGACAUUGAUGACUCAUGGGAUAGUGUUUACUCAAUAAUACAAUGGUUUGGAGAUAAUCAAGAUCGUCUAGCACCAUUUCAUGGUCCAGGACAUUGGAAUGACCCUGAUAUGAUCGUCGUAGGUAAUUACGGUUUAAGUCCGGGUCAAUCUCGAGCACAGAUGGCACUUUGGUCAAUUAUGGCUGCACCACUCAUACUUUCAGUUGAUCUAAGAGCAAUCAGCGAAUGGGCACGUGAGAUUAUUUUAAAUAAAAAUUUAAUUUCAAUCAAUCAAGAUCCACUUGGACAAAUGGGACGACGUAUUGUUAAACUCGAUGGUAAUGUUGAAAUCUGGAGUAAAACUUUGAUUGAUGAUCGUACUGCUUUUGUUGCACUUUUUCCUCAACCAUACGGCACGCCCAUUCAACUAAGCGUAAAUCUUACUGAUCUUGGUUUAGGUCGUUUUGAUGAAUAUGAUUUCUUUGAAACAUUUCACGGCGAAUUUCUUGGCAAAUAUCAUAAAAAUGAACGAUAUAGUUUUACAAUUAAUCCGUCGGGAGAUGUGCAUGCUUUUUAUGUUGAAUCAGCUAUUGCAAAAACACUUCGUUUCAAAGUAUGA